CCGAGCAAGCUCUCCCCUGAUUUAAAGCGCUGUUGUAAAGCCAUUGACAUUGAAAUGCAUGGAGUUCUUACACUUUGUGUUACCAUGCCGUCCCCUGGGCACUUCUACGUGGCUGACGCAGCGCAGCGAGUACUUGGCAGCUCGUAAUCUCUAUCGGGCCCGGAGCCUAAUCCUUGUUUGUGUGUGUGAUUAGCGAGUGAAUCUGUGUAGCAUUAGCUUGUGUUGGUGAGGAUCAAUUGUCCGUAUGGAUUGUCUCGACGGAGCUCCUGGAAAGUUGAGGAACUUCAAGAAGAGUGACUUUGGGCCCGACUGGAUAAAAGUGGCUGAGCGCAGGUUCAGCAAAGUGUACCGAGUCAGGCUGAAUGUCUGGAGGGAGCAAUGUGCCCUGAAAUGCUUAGAUACCAGCGUGUCGGCAAACAAAUUCUACAGAAGAAUGACAGAGGAGGCCUCAGAGAUAGCAAAAGUGAAAAUCAAAUAUAUCGUUUCCAUCUAUGGGCUGUGCAGCGAUCCUGCUGCGGUGGUGAUGGAGUGGAUGAGUAAUGGCUCCCUGGACCAUCUCCUGGACAGUCACACCAUCAUGUGGCCCAAGAAGUUCCAGAUGAUUCACGAGGUCACCAUGGGCAUGAAUUUCCUCCACAGCAUGACUCCCCCCAUGCUUCAUCUCAACCUCAAGACGUCCAACCUACUGCUCGACGAGCACCUCCACAUCAAAAUUUCAGAUUCCGGGUUAAUAAAGUGGGAAGAGGGCUUGGACAAGGGGAUUUUCCUGGAUUACCUGACGUCAAGAGGGAACAUCAGUUACAUUCCUCCUGAGAUGUUCAACAUGUCUCCCCAACCCCCUGGAGCUGCUUUUGACGUGUAUAGUUUCGCAAUUGUCAUCUGGGAGAUUCUGACACAGCAAAGACCGUACCCAGGGCGCAGUGUGACCACGCUACUGGUGCAGGUAUCAGGGGGUAAGCGGCCCUCUGUAGACAUGGUGCCUGACGACAAGCCCCCUGAGUGUGGCCAGAUGAUUGACAUCAUGGAGCAAUGCUGGGACCAGGACCUUCACACAAGGCCAUCGUUUGCAGAUAUCGUGAGUAAAACAGAGGUGCUCAGCGAAGUCCUGAAGAUUCCAGGCAUCAACGGUUCUGUCAAGCAGAGACCAGAAUACCUUCAGCUGAUCAGUCCACCGCAGAAGAUUGCGCAUCCGGACAUGGCUGACCUUCCUCCAGGUUCUACCGCCAUGCUGUCGCUCCUGAGAAAGAAGGAUUUUAAAAGUUUCCGUCAGUCUGUGCAGAAGGAGCACACCUCAACGUUGUUCUCAGAGAACAACACUCUGCUUCACCACACCGUCGCUACCGGGGAUGCAGAGAGUGUCCGGCAUCUCCUUCAUCUCGGUGCCGAGGUCAACUGCAAAAGCGCCAGGGGUUACACACCUCUCAUCGUCGCCGUCCUACACAGGAUGCAUGAGAUCACGUCCCUGCUGCUGGAGCAUGGGGCGUCGGCGACCAACUUAGACCAGGACCAGUGGACGCCGCUUCACUUCGCCUGUCAGAACGGCGACGACAGGACGGCGCGGCUUCUGUUGGACCACGCAGCGGAGGCGGACGCGCCGGACACCAUGGGCUGGAUCGCCCUCCACCUGGCCUGCCAGAACGGCCACGAGGCGGUGGUGCGGCUGCUCCUGUCUCGGCAGCCGCCGCCACCGCCGCCGUCGACGACGGAGGAGGGGGGGGCGGUGGCGGCGGAGGCGCUCAGUCGAGCCGAGCUGAAACAUGGGAGAGUGCCUCUUCACCUGGCCUGCUACUACGGACACCUGGGCAUCGCCAAGCUGCUUCUCUGCAAGGGGGCCGACCCCAACGCUGCCGACCGCUCCCGGGCCACCCCCCUGCACCUGGCGGCCGAGGGGGGCUUUAACCGGGUGGUGAGGCACCUGGUGAAGAGCGGGGCGCUCGUCGACAGCGUGGACAGCAGUGGCUGCAUGCCGCUGCACGUGGCCGCCUGCAAGGCCCACAGGGGCAUCUGUAGGACACUGCUGUCCGGCGGGGGCCACCCCGACCCCCGGAACGAGCAGGGCUGGACCCCUAUGCAUUUGGCCGCGUCCAAAGGCCACAGGACCACUGUGCUCGAGCUGGAGAGUCAGGGCUGCAGUGUGAACGCCAAGGGGGAGAAUGAAUGGACGCCGCUGCACCUAGCGUGCAAACAUGGCUAUGGAGACAUGGUGGCCGAUCUCUUGGCUGCCAAGGCAGAGCCCAACGUGGUGGAGAACAUAGCGGGCAGGAUGCCGCUACAUCUGGCCUGCAUCAGUUGCAGUUUCACCAGCGUGCUGGAGCUUAUCUUGCAUCAGGCGGAGGUCAACGCGGUAAACAAGUACAAUGACACACCGCUACACCUGGCGGCAAAUCACGGCUGCGCUGCCAUCGUGAAGGCCUUGCUACUCAAUGGGGCUGACGGGACUCUGCUGGAUUCCUCUGGUUCCACAGCACUAGAUCUGGCCCGGAAGGGGCAACGGGAGGAAAUAGUACAGCUAUUGGUAAAGACAUAAUCCAGACUGCCAAAGUACAGUGCUAGCAACUCAGCCCUAAAUAGGUUGGUAACAUACCGGGGCGAAGCGUCCACGCAGUAUGUAUAGGAAAAUGUGUAACGUUUUAUUUCAAUAAAAAAUGUAUCAACUUGUAAAAAGAAAGGAUUUAGUGAUUGCAUCACCAAAGCCGAGCAGGCAUUCCAACCGAGGAGCAUUACUGGCUGAUAGGGAGAACUCCCCUCUUCACCUGGAUAAAUUAAAGAAGAAACUCUGCCAACCCUUUCGCUUUAUCUCUAACCGUAAGUCCCAUAUUCACCAUGCUUGAUUUAUAUCGAUAAAAUCUUUACGUGUAAAGCCAGACGAGACGACUCUGUUUCCAACAACGUCAGCUCGUCAAAAGCUAGAUCCGGCGAGUGGUGAAUUAGAGGAGAUAGGAAGAGGGUAUUGAUUGUCAGCCAGGGUCCAUUUAUUCCCUCUACAUUACAAAAUAAACAUGUGGCAUAAGUUGAAAUGAUAAAUGGAUGGCCGUCCAUGCUCGCGUAAUGAGUUAUUGAAGCAGGAUUUAUAAAACAGGGCACCUCUCAGACUAUGAACAGGGUGUCUGAGUGUGUGUAGCCAGGGAACCUGCCGGGAGGAGAGGCCAUUAGCUCGGAAAGCCCGGGCUUAGCAACACUGCAUUGCCACUGUGACACAUAGUAGUUGUAUUUAUCUGCUCAUCUCCAUUGUUCUAUCGUCUAUAGAGUAAUGAUUCUGAUGCUAACCAUGCAUAUAAUGACAUUUCCUUAAGAUAUGUGUCUCCCCUGGCAACAAGACAGAGGGUCGUGCUUGAUGUACGUGACGAACGGUGCGUCCUCUCUGUGAGACGUGACAGUGAUAUGUGCAGAGAUCUGGUGUUCCGGAAGGUGUUUUACAAAUAUUUGUGGUAUGCUCGCGGCUUCCCCGAGAUGCUCAACCUGUCGGAUUGUGUUUCAUUUUGCUGUCAGUGAGACCUGUGUAUGACGGGAAACUUCAGGUCAUCAGGUGUACAGUUCUCCUCAACCUGAAUAUAUGAUUGACAGCAGUGAUAACAUGCAAAUCAGAAUGGUUUAUUUGGUACUCGUAAUGUGAAUUAUUAUUUAUAUUUUUUAUUGUUGUUAUUAUUGAAACAUCCCAUGUGAUAAACUCUCGUGUCCCUGUGUUCCCUUGUGAAUUGGUCCCAAAUCUCCCGAAGGCAUCUAAUGGUGAGUGCAUAAAUCAAUGGUGCUGCCUGACCUUUUUACACCAACCGCGCCACAAUGGAUACCUCCUAUUAGCCCUUAAUUGGGUUUGCAAAUGCCUAACUUAAUUUCACUUUGGAUGCAGGAAACAUGCAGGAGGAAGGUGAUGUCAUUUAUGAAGCUGUGGAAACAAUCUUAAAGUUGAGCGGAAUUCAGUGCCCGUUGAAUCAUUACUGGGUGAGCUCACUGCUUAAGCGAGUUUAACCGUGUCUAUGUUUGCUCAGGCAGUCAAAGUUUAUUAUUUUUUGGCUUGCUAAGACAAACCUUGACUAGAGUGACAUUGAACUUAAGGAAUUUGAACUUUGCGCAAAUAAGAUGUGACAUGUGGAAGCUAAGCAUUUAAUUAAUUAUUUAUUGGAAAAACAAAUGUUAAUGGGGGUUACCCGUAGGAGGCAUCCACCGGCAUCAUGUAACAUGAAAACAUCCCGAUUAAUUUCAGAAACCAUGUCUUUGAAUGAAGAUUUCUGAAAUUAUAACUGGGGAGGUGUGAUAUGUCGUUAUUUAAUGGACUGCCAAAUCGGCAGUCCAUAAAUCAACAACGUAUCUGAUAUUAUUUCUGAAAUGAAAAAAAGGGACAUUAUAUAUUUUGUCUAUUUUUAUCAUGAUAUUUUUGUAGUUAAAUAUUGGGAUAAACACAGAAUAUAGAACGAACAAAUAAGGUAUUGUCCUAUAUUGUAUUGUUUAUGAUCAGUCCGCUUAUGGUAUAAAGUAGAUGGACCCUGUAGUGGCCUGCGUCGCAGCCUAUCAGACCAACACAAGACUACAGCUGCAUGGAAAUUAAUAUUUAUGAGCAAGCUAGAACAUUUGCCAUUAAAUAAAUCGAUCUAUCACUAUAAAUAAAUAUAUAUAUAUCAGAUAACACAAAUUGUAUCUUCACAUUUGGUCAGAUGACAUGUGCUGUGUCUCCAAACCAAAGGGAUUUCCAAUUUAUUGGGUUUAAUUACUUUUUAGCUCUAAAACUUGAAUUACAGGGAGACGUUGGAAACGGGGUAAACAACUCUUUGGGCCCUAUUUUAACGGUCUGAAACGCAAGUGAGAAGCGCCAAGCGCAAGUAGCUUUGUGGGCGGUUCUAUGGCAAUGUCGCUAGUUUACCGGCGCAGAAAUGACUCAUGCGCCCGGCGCAAAUCUAAAAAGGGUUGGUCUGAAGUAGCCAAAUUACCCGUUGGUGGGGUUUGGGUGUAACGUGCAAUAUACCAAUGAGAGUGCCAGCUCCCAUCCCUUUUAAGAGCCAUGAGCGCAUUUGAAUUUGACGAGUUGAUAUUUUGACAGAGCUUCUCACAGUCUCCGAUGAGAC
This is a messenger RNA of Gadus chalcogrammus (walleye pollock), 5057 nucleotides long. It is a transcript of the gene ankk1, whose product is annotated as ankyrin repeat and kinase domain containing 1. The record is from RefSeq and is a predicted model, not a curated record. Gene Ontology annotation, molecular function: protein kinase activity; protein binding; ATP binding. NCBI's taxonomy places the organism in Eukaryota, Metazoa, Chordata, Actinopteri, Gadiformes, Gadidae. The transcript has 9 exons. The coding region runs from base 245 to 2527 and encodes 760 amino acids. Gene Ontology annotation, biological process: protein phosphorylation.